AUGCGUGAAAUAAUGACCAAAAAUGUUCUUUCAAUUGGCCAUUCAAUUUACGAUUUCGGAUUUCUUUUGAAUUUCAACUGUUCUGUAUCGGUUUCCGCCCACGAAAUCAAGCCAUGUGAUGUCAGCUGUGAUGUUGUUACAAUGAACUUCGAAGACUUGAACAAAAUAGUCUUCGUCGAUGGAAUGAAAAUUCGAGAAAGAUUUGAUUUCUCAUUAAAUUUUGUUUUGAUGAGAAACUGUUUUACAGCGUUUCUCCAGUAUUGGUACAAUAUAUACAACGCAUGUUCAGCAACACCUUUGUUCUCUGAAGGACUUUUAACUUCAUUUUUAUGUUUCUUUUCUUUGAUUCCAAUUUUUUCGCUGUCACUUUUUAAUGAAAAAAAGAAAAAUGAAGAGUUUUUAGAACUACCUGAAUAUUACAAGGCAUCUAAUAAUGUUGAAGUAUAUAAGAAGGACCUGAUUAUUAAGAUUCUUUCGUGUUGUAUUUCUUCUUUUUGUUUCUUGAAAUUAUCAAAUUUAAUUUUAUCAAAAAGUCAAGAAUUUUCAACUACUAUCAGCUUGAACGUGUAUUCAUACACAUUAUCUAUUUGUUUGAUGUCUUUCUGUAUAGGAUCUGUAAUUGCAAGUACUCAUAUUUGGUCUGGAAUUCAUUUGUUUUUAAUUUUAUCUUCUUUUGUUUUGUUUGUUACGUUUUUCAUGAUAAAAACAAGCAAAGAAUCUGUUGGAAGGGAAUUCAACGCUUUAUUCGCUGCUUUCUCUUCUCCUAUUAUUCUUUUGUUUGUUUUCUUUUCUUUGAUUUUGUCUUUAUUUGUUCAAUACAGUUAUAAUUUGAUUUUCUCUCUGUUUUCUUCGCCUCUGAAGAAGGAAGAAGACAGUGAACAAGAUAUUUUAAGCUCAAGAUUGAGGAAUGACUCUGUAUCUAUAUUUGAUAACGUAGAUGAUGACUCAAUAGAUGAAGAAGUUUAA
This is a messenger RNA of Trichomonas vaginalis G3, 966 nucleotides long. Its product is annotated as phospholipid-translocating ATPase protein. Gene Ontology annotation, molecular function: ATPase-coupled intramembrane lipid carrier activity. Gene Ontology annotation, cellular component: plasma membrane. Bases 1 to 966 code for a protein of 321 amino acids. Gene Ontology annotation, biological process: phospholipid translocation. NCBI's taxonomy places the organism in Eukaryota, Parabasalia, Trichomonadida, Trichomonadidae. The record is from RefSeq and is a predicted model, not a curated record. The transcript has a single exon.